Messenger RNA from Tigriopus californicus, 1357 nucleotides. Its product is annotated as arginine and glutamate-rich protein 1-like. The record is from RefSeq and is a predicted model, not a curated record. Gene Ontology annotation, cellular component: nucleoplasm; mitochondrion. Bases 113 to 1099 code for a protein of 328 amino acids. NCBI's taxonomy places the organism in Eukaryota, Metazoa, Arthropoda, Copepoda, Harpacticoida, Harpacticidae. Gene Ontology annotation, molecular function: cadherin binding. The transcript is spliced from 4 exons.
GUCAGAAGACGACAAUAACUACAUGCCCCUAAUCGAGCCAUCCAAUCCCUCACUGCCCCCCUGCCCCCAGGACCCUUCAACGAACACGCCCUCCUUCCCAUAGCCGCCCAGCAUGAGUCGAUCCUCUCGCGAUCGCUCGGCCAGCCCGCCAGCCCGCCCCGAUCGUCCCGGACGCACUCAUCGAUCCCAUCGAUCGCAUCAUCGCAAAGCGGCCAAAGAGAACGGCAAAUCCGCGUCCUCGUCCGCCAAACGCCGCUCGCGCAGUCGCACGCGCAGCCGGAGUCGCUCCCGCCAACGCGAUCGCCGCUCCUCCGCCCAUCACCAUCGCCGUCGUCGCCGCUCGCGCUCCUCACACAAACGCCACCGGCGGGAUCGCGACCGGGAUGAGCGUCGACGUCGACGGCGGGAUCGCUCGUCGUCCUCGAGCUCGUCGAGCUCCUCGGUCCAGGCCUUGGGUGAGGGCUCAUCCGGAUCGGACAUCGAGGCGGUCAUGCCCAUGACCGUGACCAAUUUGGUGGCCCCGCCCCCGGUCUCGCCCACGGGCCAGCAUCAAGCCGGAGUGGUGUUGAAUAAGAUCAAGAAAUUCACGGAAGUGGAACGCAUGGCCGACAUGGAACGGCAAAGACGUCAGAAAGAAGCCGAACAAAAAGCCGUGGAGGAAGCGGCCACCAAACGCAUUGAAGAGCUGGUGGCCCAACGUGUGGAGGAAGAAUUGGAACGUCGACGCGAGGAGAUCGAAGCCGAGGUCUUGAGACGGGUGGAAGAGGCCAAGAAGGUCAUGGAGGCCCAGAUGUUGCAAGAGAUUGAGAAGCGCAAGCAAGAGCAACUCGAAGAGGCCCAAAGACGAGAGGACGAGGAUCGACGACGUCGAGAGGAAGCGGAGAGAAUCAUGGCUGACAAUCAGAAGAAGAUCGAGGAACAACAGAGAAAGAUGGCCGAAGAGCGGCUCAGGAUGAUUGAGGAGCAAAUGAAGAUCGAGCAAGAGAAACAGAAACUCAAAAAGAAAGAAGAUAAGCGCGCCAAAGAGGAGCAAAUGAAAAUCCUCGGCAAAGGCAAAGCUCGGCCUAAAUUGUCGUUCUCUCUGGGCAACUCGUCCUAGGUUCUCUCUUUGAGUCGUCAAUGAGGGACGUUACUCCCUCAACCCGUUGUUGGUGCUUCGCUCCAAGGAACACGGAUGGAUCCUGCAGUCGCACGGGUACCCUCUCUGUUCAAUGAUAUUUCUUUCAGGUGUUUUCUUUCAUCUUAUACUAAAUCAAUGCCAUCCCUCCCAAAAUUAACCUGGCACCCGACUUUCAUUUUCAUGUUAGAACAGACUCUUCAAUUUUCAGAAAUACAUGCUAUAAUCAUUUGCCCGAGA